CAGUGAGGAAACCUGUAAAAUAGAAUAUCAUGACUUGGAUGAUGCCCUUUUGUAUGGCAUUAAACAAGUUCAGGAUUAAUCCAAUAGGCACGACCCAUAUGAUUCUUUAGACUUAAAUAAAUGUCCAGUAAAUACCGAAAUAGAACAACAUGGAAAUGAAGAAAACCAUCCAUUCGAAGAAAACCAAGAAACUGAAAAAGAAAUCAGCGAGGAAACUUGUAAAAUAGAAAUAGAAUAUCAUGACUUGGAUGAUGCUCUUUUGGAUGGCUUUAAACGUGAAGUUCAGGAUGAAUCCAAUAGCCAUGACCUAUAUGAUUCCUUAGGCUUAAAUAAAUGUCCCGUAAAUACUGAAAUAGAACAACAUGGAAAUGAACUUAAUCCAUUUGAAGAAAACCAAGAAAUUGAAAAAGGUUGUCUCCAAGAGAACAAGAUGGUAAUUAUGGAGACACUAACUGAACAUUCAUCUCGCGAAGAAAAUUAUAUGAAUCCAUCAAAAACAUCAAAUCAAAAUACCAAAGUUGUGACUGGGAAAAAACCUUACAAGUGUGAAAUUUGUUUUAAGCAGUUUUCUACAUUAGGUUAUUUAAAAGUACAUUUGAGAGUGCACAAUGGAGAAACACCUUAUCAGUGUGAGAUUUGUUUAAAACAGUUUGCUCAAAAAGUUAAUUUAACUUCUCACAUGAAAGUUCACACCAAAGAAAAACCUCACAAGUGUGAAAUUUGUUUUAGGCAGUUCAGCCAAAAAAGUGUUUUGAAGAGACAUUUGAGAGUUCACACUGGAGAAAAACCUCACAAGUGUGAUAUUUGCCUUAAGCAAUUUAGGCUAGGUGAUCAUUUAAAAAAACAUUUAAGAGUACACACUGGAGAAAAGCCUCACAAGUGUGAAAUUUGUUUUAAACAAUUUAGUGAAGCAGGUACUUUAAAAGUACAUUUGAGAGUGCACACUGGAGAAAAACCUCACAAGUGUGAUAUUUGCCUUAAGCAAUUUAGGCUAGGUGAUCAUUUAAAAAAACAUUUAAGAGUACACACUGGAGAAAAGCCUCACAAGUGUGAAAUUUGUUUUAAGCAGUUUUCUCAUAAAAGUAAUUUAAAAAUACAUUUGAUAAAUCACACUGGAGAAAAACCUCACAAGUGUGAAAUUUGUUUUAGGCAGUUCAGCCAAAAAAGUGUUUUGAAGACACAUUUGAGAGUUCACACUGGAGAAAAACCUCACAAGUGUGAGAUUUGCCUUAAGCAAUUCAGUCGAGGUGAUCAUUUAAAAGAACAUUUAAGAGUACACACUGGAAAAAAGCCUCACAAGUGUGAAAUUUGUUUUAAGCAAUUUAGUAAAGCAGGUAGUUUGAAAGUACAUUUGAGAGUACAUACUGGAGAAAAAACUCACAAUUGUGAAAUUUGUUUUAAGCAAUUUAUUACAGCAAGCAAUUUAAAACUACAUUUGAGAGUGCACACUGGAGAAACACCUUUUCAGUGUGAGAUUUGUUUGAAACAGUUUGCCCAAAAAGGUAAUUUAACUUCUCACAUGAAAGUUCACACCAAAGAAAAACCUCACAAGUGUGAAAUUUGUUUUAAACAAUUUAGUGAAGCAGGUACUUUAAAAGUACAUUUGAGAGUGCACACUGGAGAAAAACCCCACAAGUGUGAUAUUUGCCUUAAGCAAUUUAGUACAGGUGAUCAGUUAAAAAAACAUUUAAGAGUACACACUGGAGAAAAGCCUCACAAGUGUGAAAUUUGUUUUAAGCAGUUUUCUCAUAAAAGUAAUUUGAAAAUACAUUUGAGAGUGCACACUGGAGAAAAACCGCACCAGUGUGAUAUUUGCCUUAAGCAAUUUAGUCAAGGUGAACAUUUAAAAAAACAUUUAAGAGUACACACUGGAGAAAAACCUCACAAGUAGUUCAGAGAAAUAAGGAAAAAAACAUCCUGUUGGUGACACAUCCCCCUCCAGGCCGAAACCAAAUUGUUUGAGUAGUAUGGACAUCUAUAUUAAUAACCUAUAUGU
Messenger RNA from Diabrotica virgifera virgifera (western corn rootworm), 1996 nucleotides. Its product is annotated as zinc finger protein 227-like. The transcript is spliced from 3 exons. The record is from RefSeq and is a predicted model, not a curated record. Gene Ontology annotation, biological process: regulation of transcription by RNA polymerase II. Gene Ontology annotation, cellular component: nucleus. Bases 431 to 1891 code for a protein of 486 amino acids. Gene Ontology annotation, molecular function: DNA-binding transcription factor activity, RNA polymerase II-specific; RNA polymerase II cis-regulatory region sequence-specific DNA binding. Lineage: Eukaryota; Metazoa; Arthropoda; Insecta; Coleoptera; Chrysomelidae.